AAGCACACAGUCAGAACCAGACAAACGGAGCCUGGCAGACCCGUCUGAUCGCUGACCGCCGGCCAGUCUCCGCUCCUGCCGCCGCCGCCGCCGCCGCCGCCGCCAUGGGGAACUUCCGCAAGCUCGGCCGUCACGCCGCCCACCGCGUCUCCAUGCUCAGGACGAUGGUGUCGCAGCUGGUGAAGCACGAGCGGAUCGAGACCACCGUCGCCAAGGCGAAGGAGGUGCGGCGGAAGGCGGAUCAGAUGGUGCAGCUCGGCAAAUAUGGUACACUAGAUGCAGCAAGACGUGCCUCGGCAUUUGUUCGGGGUGAUGAUGUUGUUCACAAGUUAUUCACAGAGCUUGCGUACCGCUACAAGGAUCGAGCUGGUGGGUAUACAAGACUAUUGCGAACCAGGAUACGAAUUGGCGAUGCUGCACCAAUGGCUUACAUCGAGUUUGUCGACCGGGAGAAUGAACUUCGAGAGGCCAAACCUGCGACUCCACCGCCUCCCCAGCGUGCCCCUCUUGAUCCAUGGACCAAGUCCUGUGCCAGCCAACAGUGGGCAGGGCCUAAAGUUAGCCAGAACUCCAAAACAGAAGGGCUAUGAGAACCAAAAGCAUCGUUUAUCUUUAUUUUAUGUUUGUGAGGUUUUUUUUAUCUUUAGACAUGCUAAUUAGGAGAUCCAUUCUGUAAGAGACUAAAAACUUGUGUUUCCACAUAAUAUCUAUAUUAUUUGUCAAGGAUCGUUGUGACUAGAAAUUGUUGCUGAUGUGUUAA
Molecule: messenger RNA, 760 nt
Organism: Triticum dicoccoides
Lineage: Eukaryota; Viridiplantae; Streptophyta; Magnoliopsida; Poales; Poaceae
Product: 50S ribosomal protein L17-like
Exons: 6
Coding region: 105-590 (161 amino acids)
Biological process (GO): translation
Cellular component (GO): cytosolic large ribosomal subunit; ribosome
Molecular function (GO): structural constituent of ribosome
Source: RefSeq, a predicted model, not a curated record